AUGCUUAUGUCUUUUAAAAAAUAACUAACAACAUAAUAUAAUAUUUUAGAAAUAUCUGCUUAACAUAAUCAAACAUAAUUGUUUGCUUUAGAAUAGAUGCAUAAAAUAAUAUUUAAGUUAUACAAAAUUAAUAUUAGCUAGGGUAUGAGCAAUUUAGUUUAAAAACUUAAAUUAGACUAAAUUAAAGCCCAGAGCAAUAAAAGCUACUAUUUGAUAGACUCAGAAAUGAAUUAAUCAUUUUUAGCUAUAAAUCUGAUGUAAAAUUAUUAACUAUACAUAAAAUAGAUAUUGAUAGUAACUAGAUAAAGUAGGUUUAAUAUUUAGCAAUAGAAAACGAUUGCAGCAUUUCUUGCAUUUAAUAUACUUACUUAGAUUUAUUUUCAAAUCUUUUUAUAUUCCUUUAAAACUUUUUGA
Messenger RNA from Tetrahymena thermophila SB210, 414 nucleotides. RefSeq names its product transmembrane protein, putative. NCBI's taxonomy places the organism in Eukaryota, Ciliophora, Oligohymenophorea, Hymenostomatida, Tetrahymenidae. The transcript has a single exon. The record is from RefSeq and is a predicted model, not a curated record.